Molecule: messenger RNA, 1892 nt
Organism: Crotalus tigris (Tiger rattlesnake)
Lineage: Eukaryota; Metazoa; Chordata; Lepidosauria; Squamata; Viperidae
Product: transmembrane protein 87A-like
Exons: 20
Coding region: 36-1856 (606 amino acids)
Biological process (GO): retrograde transport, endosome to Golgi
Cellular component (GO): membrane; Golgi apparatus
Source: RefSeq, a predicted model, not a curated record
CCCCCCGGGCCACGUGACGCGCAGGCCGGAAGAGGAUGGCGGCGGCGGGCUGCGGCGCGAGGAGGUGGCGGCUCCCGCCGGGGCUGCCGCUGCUGCUGCUGCUGGUGGCCGGGGCGGCGCUGGGUCCUGGGCCGGCCGGCGGGGCUGCGUCGGAGCCGGGCCGGUGGAGGCGGACAGCCGGCGGGAACCAGGGAGAGAAGCUGUUUGUCUUCUCCAAGACGAUGUUUAAAGGGACUUGGAUUAUCCUCAAAUUUCCUAAUGAAGUCUGCAAAGACUGGGAUGGGCUCCUGAACGUGACCUGGUACCUCCGCAAUUCCCGCUGCCACCAUGAAAUUUAUAUAACUGAUAAUGAAGCUUUGACCUACUUGAGGAAUCCUGACAUUGAGGCCAGCAUCCCUGGAGAUGGCCAGUACAUCUGGAACUCCACCUUGGUUAAAUGCGGUCAGUUUCACAAGUUGAGUGUCCAGGAACUCCCACAUCCGAAAAAGUUGAAGCACCUGCCAAUUCAAAAGACUGCUGUGGGAAAGAGGGAGGCUCCCAAAGCAGCAGAAGACAAGGCAGACAAGAAGGAGAAGGGGUCCAGCCCCCCAAAUCCAGAAGCCCAGAAGCCCAGCGAGACCAAGGACGCAAAGCUGUCUCCCUCGGCCGAUGGGAAACCGACAGAAGACCCCAAGAAGAAAGUCAACGGGACCAAGAUAAAGUUAGAGCCUGUCACAGUUGCUGAAACUUGGAAGGAUGGCCCAUACGUCUUCAUCCUCAGCAUCACGAGCCCGUCGCCCAACUGGGACCUCUCAAUUGACGUUCACAUGAAACAUCCUGAAUACGUAUACAUCUCUGCCUCGGAGUGGCCUCUCAAGGUGUUCUACAUGGUGAUGUGCAUCGUCUAUGUGCUCUACGGUGUCUUGUGGCUGAGCCUGCUGGCCUGCUACUGGCGAGAUAUUCUGCGCAUCCAGUUCUGGAUCGGCGGCGUCAUCCUGCUGGGCAUGUUGGAGAAAGCCGUCUUCUACGCCGAAUUCCAGAGCAUCCAAAGCGAGGGAGAAUCAGUUCAAGGGGCCGUGAUUUUUGGGGAGGUCCUCUGCGCGGUGAAGCGGAUGCUAGCCCGGGUCCUCGUCAUUAUCGCCAGCCUGGGAUACGGCAUUGUCAAGCCGCGGCUGGGUGCCCUCCUGAACCGCGUGGUUGGCGUCGGGCUGAUGUACCUGGUCUUCUCCAUCAUCGAGGGCGUUUUGCGGGUGAAAUCCGAACAAGCUAACAUAGUCACCCUUUCCUGUGAGAUAUUUCUUGCUUUUGUGGACUCCUGUAUCGUCUGGUGGAUCCUGGUCAGCCUGGUGCAGACCAUGAAGCUGCUGAAGCUGCGAAGAAACCUGGUGAAGCUCUCUCUCUACCGCCAUUUCACCAACACCCUCAUCUUCGCCGUCAUAGCCUCCCUGAUCUUCAUCGUCUGGACCACGAAGACCUUCCAUCUCGCCACUUGCCAAUCCGACUGGCGGGAACUCUGGAUCGAUGAUGCUUUCUGGAGAUUCCUCUUUUCCAUCCUCCUGCUGGUGAUCAUGUUCCUGUGGAGACCCUCUGCCAAUAAUCAAAGAUACGCCUUCAUGCCGCUGGUGGACGAGGGCAGCGAGCAGGAGGAGGAGGGGGAAGACGAGCAGGUGGUCAAUGAAGUCUUCGGGAUGAAGAUGAGGGGGGGCAAGCCAGAGGUGAACGGGAUUUUGAAAGGCAACCGAGUGAUGCAGGAUGAAGACUUGAAAUGGGUUGAAGAAAACAUUCCCUCUUCCAUGGCUGAUGUCAUGUUGCCUCCGUUGCUGGACUCCGAUGAGGAGAUAGUGACCACAAAGUUUGAAAUGUCCAAGAUGGAAUAAAAUUGUCGUUGUGGCCAGUUGCUUCGGCCGCGUUCA